Messenger RNA from Mycena citricolor, 471 nucleotides. NCBI's taxonomy places the organism in Eukaryota, Fungi, Basidiomycota, Agaricomycetes, Agaricales, Mycenaceae. The record is from the annotation of a GenBank genome assembly.
UUAUCGCAGGCUGGUCUCUUCUCUGGCGUCGUCACGACAUUCAUUCAAAUCGACAGCUGCAAGACGCUGGACGCCGACUCGGGGAGCCAGACCGCCGUGCUCCUCAGCCAGAUCUCGCAGCAGCUCGUGAACCUGAAUAAUGGCACGCCGGCGACCGACGCACUCCCUCCUACCGCUCCCGCCCCCAGUCUCCUCCCUUGUCUGCAACGCGCGUUGGUUCGCGAGUCUCGCGCUGAGGUUGUUGAGCGCAUUCGUCGCGACUCUGGUCAAGCAAACAGUGGGCGCAGGAGUACCAGCACCGUACAUCGAAGUUCGCCUCGGUCCCGUGUGUACAUGUAUCUCUACUCUACUACGGUUUGCGCCGCUCCGAUAUGCAUGCCGUCGUCGGCGUUCGCCCGCACUGCUUUUGUUCCUUGCGGGUCUGAUGGCAUUUCUUGUGCGCGUCAACAUCAUCAUCAUGGCCAUACUUAA